This is a messenger RNA of Eruca vesicaria subsp. sativa (arugula), 875 nucleotides long. The record is from the annotation of a GenBank genome assembly. Lineage: Eukaryota; Viridiplantae; Streptophyta; Magnoliopsida; Brassicales; Brassicaceae.
CACUUGAUCAUUAUACUUAAAAGAGUGCGACAAUCAAUAUAUUUAUGUAUAACACAAGUUUCUACUUAUGGUGAUGUUAUGAUCUGGAUUCUUUCCUCCCUUUACACUUAUAUUUUCUAAUACCAACAUCUUGAAAAUGAGAAAUCAAUUUUGGAUUUUUCUAUUUUCUCUGCUUCUACUAAACCUCAUAUCCCAAGUACCAUGUGAAGCUACAAGACCGGUAACGAUGAUCCGACCAGAAUCACCAAUUCGACCUGAAGGUAAUACGACGUUCUUGGACGGAACAACAUGGUGCGUGGCUCGACCAAGUGCGUCUCAAGCUGAGCUACAGAGAGCUCUUGAUUGGGCAUGUGGUAUUGGGAGAGUUGAUUGCUCAGUCAUCGAGAAACAUGGUGACUGUUACGAGCCGGAUACGAUAUGGUCGCACGCAUCUUUUGCAUUUAAUGCGUAUUAUCAAACCAAUGGGAACAAUCGCAUUGCCUGUUACUUCGGUGGAACAGCUACACUCACGAAGACUAACCCUAGCUACGGAACGUGCUCCUAUGAUGUGUCUAAAUCAGAAGUCUCCUCCGCAAGAUCUCUAGCAGAGUACAACACACGGUGGAUAUGGCUGAUGUGCAUAGGACUUUUACUGUUUUUCUAUCGGCGAAGCUGACAUCUUCAUCACACAGGAAAAAAAGUCAAUCUUCGUGAGCUAUCAGUUGUGUCGGAAUAUUUUUCCUAUGAGCAAAGAUUUUGGUAUUGUAGCAGUUAAGCUUUGUGUUUAGUUCUUCGCUUCCCUCUUGGGUUUAGAAUCUUACAAAAGUCUUUAUAUUCUUUGCUUACAAUUACCAAAAAGUUAAAAAUCGAUAUCAUAUUUUGAUGUUCCUUUAAUA